AUGGCCGGCAAUAAUGACAGAAAGGAAUCAGGAAAGGCCAGAAUCUUGGGCUCGGCCUCUGCUGGUGUUUGUGAGAUUGCAGUUUUCCAUCCAAUCGAUACUAUUACCAAAAGAAUGAUGAGUAACCAAACACCAAUUACAACAGUGUCAAAAUUCAAUCAAGUUAUUUUUAAGGAGCAGUAUCGUGCCCCAAUAAUGAAGAGGGUUCUUUCCCUUUAUCCUGGUUUGGGAUAUGCGGCUUGUUACAAGAUUCUUCAAAGAGUCUAUAAGUAUGGUGGACAACCAUUUGUGAAGGAGUAUCUAACAAGGAAUUACAGAGAUGAUUUUGAGUCCUUGUUUGGUCCACACACGGGUAAGGCAAUGAUUUCGGCUACUGCCGGUUCGAUCAUCGGUAUGGGUGAGGUUGUUUUGCUUCCAUUGGAUGUGAUGAAGAUCAAAAGUCAAACCAAUCCAGAAGCCUUCAAGGGAAGAGGAUUCUUCACAAUUAUGAAGGAGGAAGGUAUCAGAAAUUUAUACAAGGGCUGGGGCUGGACCAUGGCCAGAAACUUGCCGGGUUCGUUUGCUUUGUUUGGAGGUAACACGUUUGCCAAAGAGUACAUUUUCCACUUGAAAGAUCACUCUUCUGCUACCCUGGCUCAGAACUUUGGUGCCUCGAUUUGCGGAGCUUGUGCCUCAUUGGUCAUUUCUGCACCAUUGGAUGUGAUUAAAACCCGAAUCCAGAAUAAGAACUUUGACUCCAAGGAGACCGGAGUCACUAUUGUCAAGGAUAUGUUCAAGAAUGAAGGUAUCACGUCGUUUUUCAAGGGAUUGACUCCGAAAUUGUUGACUACUGGUCCAAAAUUGGUGUUCUCGUUUGCUAUGGCACAGACUCUCAUUCCAGCUUUCGACAAUGCAUUGUCUAAGAAGCCUAAGAACGAUUGA
This is a messenger RNA of Brettanomyces bruxellensis, 921 nucleotides long. RefSeq names its product Mitochondrial GTP/GDP carrier protein 1 (gene GGC1). The record is from RefSeq and is a predicted model, not a curated record. Gene Ontology annotation, molecular function: guanine nucleotide transmembrane transporter activity. The coding region runs from base 1 to 921 and encodes 306 amino acids. NCBI's taxonomy places the organism in Eukaryota, Fungi, Ascomycota, Pichiomycetes, Pichiales, Pichiaceae. The transcript has a single exon. Gene Ontology annotation, cellular component: mitochondrion.